CUGAGCGCGGUUUCCAGUCGCUGAGGUGCAGCUUUGUGCUUGAUUGAGUGGGCCUGUUGGCGUAGCCUUACCGCUGCAUGUUCCUGAGCCUUAAGAGUAGUUUUUGUCCACGUUUGUUUGAAACGGUGCAAAAGCAGAACGGGGUGGCGGACCGACCCGUGAGGCAUUCCCCCUUUGAGUUUGUUUAUACAGCAUUGUCAGCGCUGAAGAGGGAAACCACAGUAUCUUAAAAUGUCGGAUACGUGGAGUAACAUUCAAGCGCACAAAAAGCAACUGGAUUCUCUGCGGGAGAGGCUGCAGAGACGGAGGAAAGACCCCACGCAGCUGGGAAUAGACCUGUCGAAUCCUGACCUUGGCCAAGCCCGCAGUGACAGCCCGGGUCCUGUGACUCGGCCCGGUCAGGAGAGGGAGAGCCAGCAGGAUGUGCGUAUCGACCCGGUUCUGGAGAGGACACUGCUGCUGUACCUGAGUGACAUUGGACUGGCUCUGCCCAUUGACUCCCUCGCCAUAACCAGCGCGCUGUCCACCCCUGAAAACCCAGUGGAGCAAGCAUGCGUGGAGAGCCUCCUUCUCAAAUUCGCAGCCCAGGAGCUCAUUGAGGUGCGACCCCUGACCUCCGACCCCAGCCGCCCACCGCCCCCCACCCUAGUGACCAGCGCUGACCACCCGAAGCUCUGGGCCAUGCGGGGAGCGGUCACUUCAAAUACAGCCAGCCUGGGCGAACUCAACACAGCAGUACACGCCCAGCCAGCCAGGGGCGGGGUCAAACGCAAGGGGGCAGACUUAGAAUCCAGCCCGGCUCCCUCCAGCUCCGCCGCCAGUUACGCUAGCCCCGCCCCCUCCUCUUCGAUGUCCUCUUCGAGUAUGUCUCAGAUAGCCAGUGCUUCUGGCUUGCCACCCAUCUCCUCCAUCUCCUUCUCCCCCUCUCCCUCCCUCUCCCUGUCCCCCUCCCUUUCGUCUCUCGCCUCCUCGGGGGAUAAGAAGGGCCAGGGGGCCCCAGGGGACCCUCCUGCCCUGAAGAAGUCGCGGGGGGGCAAAGUGCAGGCCUCCGAUUUACACUGGGAGAUCGAGAAUUUAUUGAGUCAGCAGUCUACCAAGGAACAGCAGAGCAAAAAGGUGAGCCGGGAGAUCCUGGAGCUGCUGAACACCAGCACGGCGAAGGAGCAGAGCAUCGUGGAGAAGUUCAGGUCACGGGGCCGCGCCCAGGUGCAGGAGUUCUGUGACCAAGGGACCAAGGAGGAGUGUGUUCGAGCCUGCGAGGGAGGGCCACCCUGCAGGAAACUGCACUUCAGGCGCAUUAUAAACAAGCACACUGAUGAGAGUCUGGGUGACUGCUCUUUCCUGAACACCUGCUUCCACAUGGACACUUGCAAGUACGUGCACUACGAGAUCGACUGCCCCCCAGAUGCGGAGGAGGGGGAGCUGGAGGGGGCGCAGAGCAGCGGGGCGCAGCUGGGGCUAGCGGCCGGGGUCACUGACCCCAACGUGGGCAAGCUGUUCCCCUCGCAGUGGAUCUGUUGUGAUAUCCGCUACCUGGAUGCCUCAAUCCUGGGGAAGUUUGCGGUUGUCAUGGCGGACCCCCCCUGGGAUAUCCACAUGGAGCUUCCCUACGGGACCCUGACUGACGAUGAGAUGAGGAAGCUGCACAUCCCCAUGCUGCAGGACGAUGGCUUCCUGUUCUUGUGGGUCACCGGCAGAGCGAUGGAACUCGGGAGAGAGUGUCUGAAACUCUGGGGUUACGAGCGAGCUGACGAGAUCAUUUGGGUGAAGACAAACCAGUUGCAGAGAAUCAUUCGUACUGGGAGAACUGGGCACUGGCUGAACCACGGCAAGGAGCACUGCCUGGUUGGUGUUAAAGGCAGCCCGCAGGGGUUCAAUCGAGGGCUGGAUUGCGAUGUCAUUGUGGCAGAGGUUCGUUCUACGAGUCACAAGCCUGAUGAGAUCUACGGGAUGAUUGAGCGCUUGUCUCCAGGGACCCGGAAGAUUGAGCUUUUUGGGAGACCUCACAACGUGCAGCCCAACUGGGUGACCCUUGGGAACCAGCUCGAUGGGAUUCACCUCCUUGACCCCGACGUGGUGUCCCGGUUUAAAAAGCGCUAUCCUGAUGGCGUCAUUUCCAAACCCAAGAACAUGUAGAACCCCGAAAUACAGCGACGGACUGAAACGUGUCCCCAUACUGAGGUUAUCGUUGAAAGGGCUGUUAGGAGUUUACAGUGAUUGUAACAAAGUCAAAGUGUUUUCCACUUCCAUUCACUAUACAGCUUGUGCAGAAGAUGUUAUAGCUGGUGUUUUCAUUCACUAAAUUCAAUCUUUUUCGUAUUCUUAGGAUAUCUCUUAUCCUUGCACUUCCUGGGCCUCCCCAGCAGGGUCUUCUGGGUCACUGGCUGAAAGCAUGUCAG
Molecule: messenger RNA, 2399 nt
Organism: Polyodon spathula (Mississippi paddlefish)
Lineage: Eukaryota; Metazoa; Chordata; Actinopteri; Acipenseriformes; Polyodontidae
Gene: mettl3
Product: methyltransferase like 3
Exons: 11
Coding region: 232-2136 (634 amino acids)
Cellular component (GO): RNA N6-methyladenosine methyltransferase complex; nucleus
Molecular function (GO): mRNA m(6)A methyltransferase activity; mRNA (2'-O-methyladenosine-N6-)-methyltransferase activity
Source: RefSeq, a predicted model, not a curated record